AUGGCACACCAAUCCCACAGCACCUUUGGGGGUCCACGGCAACACAACCCAACAGCACCUCUGGGGUCCACAGCCCACGGCACCUCUGGGGGCCCACAGCAUCUCUGGGGGUCCACAGCGCCCACGGCACCUCUGGGGGUCCACAGCACCCACGGCACCUCUGGGGGGUCCACAGCACCUACGGCACCUCUGGGGGUUCACAGCGCCCCAGACACCUCUGGGGGUCCACAGCGCCCACGGCACCUCUGGGGGUCCACAGCGCCCACAGCACCUCUGGGGGUCCACAGCGCCCACAGCACCUCUGGGGGUCCACAGCACCUACGGCACCUCUCGGGGUCCACAGCGCCCACGGCACCUCUGGGGGUCCACAGCGCCCACAGCACCUCUGGGGUCCACAACGCCCACUGCACCUCUGGGGGUCCACAACGCCCACGGCACCUCUGGGGGUCCACAACGCCCACGGCACCUCUGGGGGUCCACAACGCCCACGGCACCUCUGGGGGUCCACAACGCCCACGGCACCUCUGGGGGUCCACAACGCCCACAGCACCUCUGGGGGUCCACAGCGCCCACAGCACCUCUGGGGGUCCACAGCGCCCACGGCACCUCUGGGGGUCCACAGCGCCCACGGCACCUCUGGGGGUCCACAGCGCCCACGGCACCUCUGGGGGUCCACAGCGCCCACGGCACCUCUGGGGGUCCACAGCGCCCACGGCACCUCUGGGGGUCCACAGCGCCCACGGCACCUCUGUGGGUCCACAGCGCCCACGGCACCUCUGGGGGUCCACAGCGCCCACGGCACCUCUGGGGGACCACAGCGCCCACGGCACCUCUGGGGGACCACAGCGCCCACGGCACCUCUGGGGGUCCACAGCGCCCACGGCACCUCUGGGGGUCCACAGCGCCCACGGCACCUCUGGGGGUCCACAGCGCCCACGGCACCUCUGGGGGUCCACAGCGCCCACGGCACCUCUGGGGGUCCACAGCGCCCACGGCACCUCUGGGGGUCCACAGCGCCCACGGCACCUCUGGGGGUCCACAGCGCCCACGGCACCUCUGGGGGUCCACAGCGCCCACGGCACCUCUGGGGGUCCACAGCGCCCACAGCACCUUUGGGGUCCACGGCAAGCAAGUGCAAAGCUGCCCUCCGCAACACGACGGAGGAGGGCAGGAGUGGCCCCACACCACCUCCAGGCUGCCCUCCGCAACAAGACGGAGGAGGGCAGGAGUGGCCCCACACCACCUCCAGGCUGCCCUCCGCAACAAGACGGAGGAGGGCAGGAGUGGCCCCACACCACCUCCAGGCUGCCCUCCGCAACAAGACGGAGGAGGGCAGGAGUGGCCCCCACACCACCUCCAGGCUGCCCUCCGCAACAAGACGGAGGAGGGCAGGAGUGGCCCCCACACCACCUCCAGGCUGCCCUCCGCAACAAGACGGAGGAGGGCAGGAGUGGCCCCACACCACCUCCAGGCUGCCCUCCGCAACAAGACGGAGGAGGGCAGGAGUGGCCCCCACACCACCUCCAGGCUGCCCUCCGCAACAAGACGGAGGAGGGCAGGAGUGGCCCCACACCACCUCCAGGCUGCCCUCCGCAACAAGACGGAGGAGGGCAGGAGUGGACGGAGGAGGGCCCCCACACCACCUCCAGGCUGCCCUCCGCAACAAGACGGAGGAGGGCAGGAGUGGCCCCCCCCACACCACCUGGCCCCACACCACCUCCAGGCUGCCCUCCGCAACAAGACGGAGGAGGGCAGGAGUGGCCCCCACACCACCUCCAGGCUGCCCUCCGCAACAAGACGGAGGAGGGCAGGAGUGGCCCCCACACCACCUCCAGGCUGCCCUCCGCAACAAGACGGAGGAGGGCAGGAGUGGCCCCACACCACCUCCAGGCUGCCCUCCGCAACAAGACGGAGGAGGGCAGGAGUGGCCCCCACACCACCUCCAGGCUGCCCUCCGCAACAAGACGGAGGAGGGCAGGAGUGGCCCCCACACCACCUCCAGGCUGCCCUCCGCAACAAGACGGAGGAGGGCAGGAGUGGCCCCCACACCACCUCCAGGCUGCCCUCCGCAACAAGACGGAGGAGGGCAGGAGUGGCCCCCCCACACCACCUCCAGGCUGCCCUCCGCAACAAGACGGAGGAGGGCAGGAGUGGCCCCCCCCACCUCCAGGCUGCCCUCCGCAACCUCCAGGCUGCCCUCCGCAACAAGACGGAGGAGGGCAGGAGUGGCCCCCACACCACCUCCAGGCUGCCCUCCGCAACAAGACGGAGGAGGGCAGGAGUGGCCCCCACACCACCUCCAGGCUGCCCUCCGCAACAAGACGGAGGAGGGCAGGAGUGGCCCCACACCACCUCCAGGCUGCCCUCCGCAACAAGACGGAGGAGGGCAGGAGUGGCCCCCACACCACCUCCAGGCUGCCCUCCGCAACAAGACGGAGGAGGGCAGGAGUGGCCCCCACACCACCUCCAGGCUGCCCUCCGCAACAAGACGGAGGAGGGCAGGAGUGGCCCCCACACCACCUCCAGGCUGCCCUCCGCAACAAGACGGAGGAGGGCAGGAGUGGCCCCCACACCACCUCCAGGCUGCCCUCCGCAACAAGACGGAGGAGGGCAGGAGUGGCCCCCACACCACCUCCAGGCUGCCCUCCGCAACAAGACGGAGGAGGGCAGGAGUGGCCCCCACACCACCUCCAGGCUGCCCUCCGCAACAAGACGGAGGAGGGCAGGAGUGGCCCCCACACCACCUCCAGGCUGCCCUCCGCAACAAGACGGAGGAGGGCAGGAGUGGCCCCCACACCACCUCCAGGCUGCCCUCCGCAACAAGACGGAGGAGGGCAGGAGUGGCCCCCACACCACCUCCAGGCUGCCCUCCGCAACAAGACGGAGGAGGGCAGGAGUGGCCCCCACACCACCUCCAGGCUGCCCUCCGCAACAAGACGGAGGAGGGCAGGAGUGGCCCCCACACCACCUCCAGGCUGCCCUCCGCAACAAGACGGAGGAGGGCAGGAGUGGCCCCCACACCACCUCCAGGCUGCCCUCCGCAACAAGACGGAGGAGGGCAGGAGUGGCCCCCACACCACCUCCAGGCUGCCCUCCGCAACAAGACGGAGGAGGGCAGGAGUGGCCCCCACACCACCUCCAGGCUGCCCUCCGCAACAAGACGGAGGAGGGCAGGAGUGGCCCCCACACCACCUCCAGGCUGCCCUCCGCAACAAGACGGAGGAGGGCAGGAGUGGCCCCCACACCACCUCCAGGCUGCCCUCCGCAACAAGACGGAGGAGGGCAGGAGUGGCCCCCACACCACCUCCAGGCUGCCCUCCGCAACAAGACGGAGGAGGGCAGGAGUGGCCCCCACACCACCUCCAGGCUGCCCUCCGCAACAAGACGGAGGAGGGCAGGAGGAGUGGCCCCCACACCACCUCCAGGCUGCCCUCCGCAACAAGACGGAGGAGGGCAGGAGUGGCCCCACACCACCUCCAGGCUGCCCUCCGCAACAAGACGGAGGAGGGCAGGAGUGGCCCCACACCACCUCCGGGCUGCCCUCCGCAACAAGACGGAGGAGGGCAGGAGUGGCAGUUUACCAAACACUCGCCAAAGUUCCCCCCGCGAAAGAUCACUUAUCGUCUUCAGGUUUUUUGA
This is a messenger RNA of Procambarus clarkii (red swamp crayfish), 3639 nucleotides long. NCBI's taxonomy places the organism in Eukaryota, Metazoa, Arthropoda, Malacostraca, Decapoda, Cambaridae. The record is from RefSeq and is a predicted model, not a curated record.